Solanum verrucosum is the source of this 813-nucleotide messenger RNA. RefSeq names its product TGACG-sequence-specific DNA-binding protein TGA-2.1-like. NCBI's taxonomy places the organism in Eukaryota, Viridiplantae, Streptophyta, Magnoliopsida, Solanales, Solanaceae. Gene Ontology annotation, molecular function: sequence-specific DNA binding. Bases 1 to 813 code for a protein of 270 amino acids. The record is from RefSeq and is a predicted model, not a curated record. The transcript has 4 exons. Gene Ontology annotation, biological process: DNA-templated transcription.
AUGGAUGCAAUGAGUGAUAGGGAAGGCCCUAGGCUUGUGAGCUCCACUGCACUUUGGAGGGGUGACCGCCGGCCAGCACAAGUCGUCCACGUAUCGCAGUUGGAGCAAGACUUUCAGCGAGCACCUCAACAGCGCGAAAGUGGGCCCUUACCAUUUGAUACAGAAUAUAGUCGAUGGUUGGAAGAACACACCAAACACAUCAAUGAAUUAAGGACUGCUGUCAAUUCACAUGCAAGUGAUCCUGAACUGCGAAGUAUUGUGGAUAAUGCCAUUGCACAUCACGAUGAGGUUUAUAGGAUGAAAGCAAAUGCAGCCAAGGGUAACGUAGAGCAUCUCUUGUCAGGGAUGUGGAAAACCCCUGCUGAGCGGUGUUUUAUGUGGAUUGGUGACUUCCGCCCCUCCUUACUGCUUAAGCUUCUAGGCAAUCAGUUAGAGCCUCUGAGUGAGCAACAGUUAUUAGCAAUUAAAAUGAUGCAGCGGACAUGCCAUGAAGCUGAAGAUGCUCUCUCACAAGGUAUGCAGGUGUUGGAGCAAUCCUUGGGGGAGGCAUUAGCCAACGGAUAUCCAUUUACUGACGGGACACCAGGGGAUGUAGGUAAUUAUAUGGUUCAAAUGGCAAGUGCUAUGUGGAACUUAGGGGUUCUUGAAGAUUUUCUCCUUCAGGCGGACAAUUUGCGUCGGCAAACAUUGGAACAACUGCAUCGCGUAUUGACAACCAGACAAUCAGCCCGUGCUCUUCUUGUAAUAAGUGGAUACUUCUCGCGUUUUCGAGUGCUAAGCUCUCUGUGGCUCGCCAUACUACGAGACCAAUAA